AUGUAUGCGAUCACGGGAGAGGACGUAGCUCGAGCAGCCUCGUGGCUGCUCGGGUGGUCAUACUUUACAUCGUGGUCGUUGUCAUUCUACCCACAACCGCUUCGCUGCUGGAAGUACCGCUCAACUCGUGGUAUAACGGUCGACUUCCCUCUACUGAAUAUUGUUGGAUUUACCAGUUACUUCAUCUCCACGACAGCAUUCCUCUUUGCCCCAAAGAUUCGUCAGCAGUAUGCUAUUCGACACCCUUCUGCUCCCGAGCCUACAGUCCGCUUCAAUGACCUGAUCUUUGCUCUGCAUGGCACUAUCAUUUGCUUCCUGUUCUACAGCCAAUUCUACCCGAGACUCUGGAAUUUUGAAGUCGUCAAAGGUCAACGAGCCAGUGCCGGCGCGCUUGGUAUUUUCUAUGGUAGCAUCAUCGGUGUCUCUAUCACUGCGUUGCUGGUAUCGUUGUUCAAAGGUGGAAGAGACACUCCCGAUUCUUGGGCAGAAAUUGACAUCAUAUACGCAUUCUCUUACGUCAAACUUAUUAUUACCCUCAGCAAAUAUGCUCCUCAGGCAUGGUACAACUACAAAAUCAAGUCGACAGCGGGUUGGGCGAUCGAUAUGAUCUGGUGCGAUUUUAUUGGAGGUAUCUUGUCUUUACUCCAGCUGGUCAUCGACAGCGCCUUGGAAGCCGAUUGGAGUGGCAUAACUGGAAACCCAGCCAAGCUCUUCCUUGCUGUCUUUAGUCUUUGCUUUGACACGGUCUUUUUCGUACAGCACUAUGUUUUGUACAAAGGUAAAGCGUUACCAAAAGAGGAUGAGGAACAGGCUCUCCUUGCGGAAUGA
Aureobasidium namibiae CBS 147.97 is the source of this 828-nucleotide messenger RNA. Its product is annotated as lysosomal cystine transporter. The transcript is spliced from 3 exons. The record is from RefSeq and is a predicted model, not a curated record. Bases 1 to 828 code for a protein of 275 amino acids. Gene Ontology annotation, cellular component: fungal-type vacuole; vacuolar membrane. Gene Ontology annotation, molecular function: L-cystine transmembrane transporter activity. Gene Ontology annotation, biological process: L-cystine transport. NCBI's taxonomy places the organism in Eukaryota, Fungi, Ascomycota, Dothideomycetes, Dothideales, Saccotheciaceae.